Cucurbita moschata (crookneck pumpkin) is the source of this 1877-nucleotide messenger RNA. RefSeq names its product cytochrome P450 82A3-like. The record is from RefSeq and is a predicted model, not a curated record. The coding region runs from base 149 to 1741 and encodes 530 amino acids. Lineage: Eukaryota; Viridiplantae; Streptophyta; Magnoliopsida; Cucurbitales; Cucurbitaceae. Gene Ontology annotation, molecular function: monooxygenase activity; heme binding; iron ion binding. Gene Ontology annotation, biological process: defense response to other organism. The transcript has 3 exons.
GUACUCGAUAGUGAAGCCACACCAGAUACUCUGCUUCUGUGGUCUAUAUUUAAUUGUUACUGUUGUUGCGGAGCAGCUAUAAAACCCCCAAACCUGAUUCAAUUAUGAUCAUCCUUCCACACCAAAUCAAUUCCAAACACUAAAAGUAAUGGAGUUUCCCCUUCCAUACCUAAACCCACUGUCCAUCAUUCUUCUCUUCAUUAUCUCUUCUUGUUAUUUGUCACGAAAGUGGGUGAAGAGGGGAGUUUGUGAGGCAAAGAAGGCCCCUUCGCCGCCGGGUGCUUGGCCCAUAAUUGGCCACCUCCAUCUGCUCAACAAUGGGAAGCUCCCCCACCGUGUUCUUGGAGCCAUGGCCGACAAAUAUGGCCCGAUCUUUCACCUGCAGCUCGGCUCUCGCCCUGCUCUGGUCGUCAGCAAUUGGGAAAUGGCCAAAGAAAGCAUGUGCAUUAACGACGGCGCCGCUGCAUCUCGCCCUGAACUCUCGGUCUCCAAGAACUUCUCUUACCACUUCGCCAUGUUUGGGUUGGCUUCUUACAGCCCUUACUGGCGCGAUAUGCGUAAAAUAUCCCACUUGCACCUCCUCUCCAACGGACGUGUCGAUCAGGCUAAGAGCAUGAUGCUUAGUGAGAUGGCCACAUCAGUUACAGAGUUGCACACAAGAUGGGCUUCGGAGAAGAACCAAUUGGGACACAUUAAGGUGGAGAUGAAGCGUUGGUUUGGCGAUGUGACAUUGAAUAUGCUUCUUAAGGUCAUCAUAGGUAAAAGAUGCGUAGGUCCAAACGCCAAGGGAGAUGAAAAAGAAGCAAUAGACUUGCAAAUGGCAAUUAGGAAGUCUUUUCAUUUGAUGGGUGAAGGGAUGCUGAGAGACUACAUUCCUAUUCUUGCAAAUCUGGGAUUUGAUAGACAUGUUAAGGCAAUGGAGAAAAUAGCCAUACGAAUCGACUCCAUUCUUCAGGGUUGGCUCCAAGAACACCGCCGGAAUAAAGCUAAAAAUCAGAGUUUGGAUACUAAAGAUGGAGACUUUAUGGAUUCUUUGCUUUCGUUAUGUCGCUCCAACGAGCUUCCGAGCCAAUUCGACCACGAUACAAUUGUCAAAGCCACAAUACUGAACAUGAUUGCAGGUGGAACUGAAAGCAGCUCUGUGACUCUAACAUGGGCGCUGUCAUUACUGGUAAACAACCCGGGAGCGCUGGAGAAGGCUUAUGAAGAGCUUGACCAAGUGGUGGGAAGAGACAGGCGAGUGAAUGAGAGCGACAUAACCAAGUUGGUUUAUUUACAAGCCGUAGUGAAAGAGACAAUGCGACUGUACCCAGCAGGGCCUCUCUUGGGUCCUCGUGAGUUCUACAAGGACUGCUUUGUGGCCGGCUAUUUUGUUCCCAAAGGCACCCAAUUGAUCCCGAACAUUUGGAAGAUCCAAACCGACCCACGCGUGUGGCCAGACCCCUUUGAGUUCAAGCCGGAGAGGUUUUUGACGACCCAUUGCGACGUGGAUUUGAAAGGGAAUAAUUUCGAGUUGAUUCCGUUUGGGAGUGGGCGAAGAGGGUGCCCCGCAGUUGCGUUUGGGCUUCAGAUGGUGCAUUUCGCCUUGGCUGGCCUUUUGCAUUCCUUUACCGUCAAAACCCCGACGCCCCAACCAGUUGAUAUGGCGGAGCAUUUCGGUAUGGCCAAUGAGAAAGUGGUUCCUCUUAAUGUUUUGGUCACCCCGCGUUUACCUUCGCAUCUUCACGGCCCAAUAAUGUAGUCGCUUCCAGGCUUGUAUUUUGGGUGUUUAUGGCGAAGUUAUUUGUUUUAUGUCUGUCAUGUAUGUGUUCGUGUUAAACUACAAUAGUCGCCAGCUAUGUUUUUAUCAAAAGUCUUUGUAAUAUUAUUUAAUCAAA